AUGUCAUUCCGAAUGAUAUUGAACCUCGUUUUGUCCCUCUUUUUCCUUUCGAGUAUCUUAGUCACCGCUAGACCAACACUAUCCAAUGCAGCUCUUCUCAAGAGGGGUCUACCGCCGAAACCUCCUCUCAGGAGAUACAACGCCACGGCCACUCGACAUUAUCUUCCUAAACGAUCAACUGACAACAAUGUAUAUCUUAGAGCAUCACCCAUCGUCAAUACUAAACGUGAUCUAUCAGAGAAGGAGAUGAAAGAAAGAGCCGGGACACCAUUUGACACAGUUUCUUAUCUCUAUUUCGACACUUCUACUUUACAUAUGGGUUUGCUGAUAUUCACGCAGACGAUCAAUCCAUCCGAUGCUACACCUCUAUACAUAACCGGAACGGGUGAAGAGCAAGACGUAUCUUUCGUACGUCAGGGCAUCACGACCUUUUAUAUCGAUACCAGCUAUCAAGGAGGUAAGGACUUUAUUGGCAAUAUGGAACCUGGUAUUGGUUUUGAGACAGCUACACCUAUUCAAUAUGGAACAGACAAUCAAGUAUUCAUUUGGACGAUACCAUCCACUUUACCAGGAUCAGCCGGUUUAACAUACCAUAAUAUCGAUAGAACGAAAACGACCAAUGCCAAAUUCUUCGUCGUUACUUCUUCUAACCCUGACACGGGUUCUUACUCGAACGUCUUAGGGGCGGCUUUACAACAAUCAGAUUUUUCAGAUUAUUACACCGCUACUGCUCAACAGGUAGAUCUGACAUGGGUGACAAGUGUAUAUGACUAG
Tremella mesenterica DSM 1558 is the source of this 774-nucleotide messenger RNA. RefSeq lists its product as uncharacterized. The transcript has 4 exons. Lineage: Eukaryota; Fungi; Basidiomycota; Tremellomycetes; Tremellales; Tremellaceae. Bases 1 to 774 code for a protein of 257 amino acids. The record is from RefSeq and is a predicted model, not a curated record.